UGGGGCUCCCCAGGGUCACCCUGGCAAUGUGUCUGCUGCUGGGCCGCGUCCUCCACGCAGCCUCUGUCGCGGAGGCUGCUGCCACCACAGUCCUCAGGAUUCCUCCUGGGACAGGGUUAAGGACCAAUUCGGGUUUGGCCCUGAGGCUGGUGAACGGCGGUGACCCAUGUCAGGGCCGCGUGGAGGUCCUCUACCAAGGCUCCUGGGGCACCGUGUGUGACGACGGGUGGGACAUCAACAAUGCCAACGUGGUGUGCAGGCAGCUGGGCUGUGGCGAGGCCAGGUCGGCCCCAGGAAGUGCCUGGUUCGGAAAGGGCUCAGGCCCGAUCGUGCUGGACGACGUGGGCUGCUCAGGGCACGAGUCCUACCUGUGGAACUGCCCGCACAGGGGCUGGAACUCACACAACUGCAACCACGGAGAGGACGCCGGUGUCAUCUGCUCAGGAGCCGAUGCCGGUUUGGCCCUGAGGCUGGUGAACGGAGGUGACCGGUGUCAGGGCCGCGUGGAGGUCCUGUACCGAGGCUCCUGGGGCACCGUGUGUGACGAUGGGUGGGACACCAAAGACGCCAACGUAGUGUGCAUGCAGCUGGGCUGUGGCGAGGCCAGGUUGGCUCUAGGAAAUGCCUGGUUUGGACAGGGCUCAAGACAGAUCGUGCUGGAUGACGUGGCCUGUUCUGGGCACGAGUCCUACCUAUGGAGCUGCCCGCACAGGGGCUGGAACUCCCACAACUGCAACCACGGAGAGGACGCCAGUGUCAUCUGCUCAGGAGCCAAUUCCGGUUUGGCCCUAAGGCUGGUGAACAGCAGUAACUCAUGUCAGGGCCGCGUAGAGGUCCUCUACCAAGGCUCCUGGGGCACCGUGUGUGAUGACGGGUGGGACACCAAUGACGCCAACGUCGUGUGCAGGCAGCUGGGUUGUGGCGGGGCCAGUUCGGCCCCAGGAAGUGCCCAGUUCGGACAGGGCUCAGGGCCGAUUGUGCUGGACGAUGUGGACUGCUCAGGGCAAGAGUCCUUCCUGUGGAGCUGCCCAAACAGGGGCUGGAACUCCCACAACUGUGGGCACCACGAGGACGCCGGCGUCAUCUGCUCAGGAGCCGAUGCCGGUUUGUCCCUGAGGCUGGUGAACGGCGGUGACCGGUGUCAGGGCCGCGUGGAAGUCCUCUACCAAAACUCCUGGGGCACCGUCUGUGAUGACGGGUGGGACAUCAAUGACGCCAACGUGGUGUGCAGGUGGCUGGGCUGUGGCCGGGCUAAAUCGGCCCCAGGAAGUGCCCGGUUCGGACAGGGCUCAGGACAGAUCGUGCUGGACGAUGUGGGCUGCUCAGGGAACGAGUCCUACCUGUGGAGCUGCCCGCACAAUGGCUGGAACUCCCACAACUGCAACCACGGAGAGGACGCCAGUGUCAUUUGCACAGGAGCCGAAGCCGGUUUGGCCCUGAGGCUGGUGAACGGAGCUGACCAGUGUCAAGGCCGAGUGGAGGUCCUCUACCAAGGCUCCUGGGGCACCGUGUGUGACGACGGGUGGGACACCAAUGAUGCCAACGUGGUGUGCAAGCAGCUUGGCUGUGGUGAGGCCAGUUCAGCCCCAGGAAGUGCCCAGUUUGGACAGGGCUCAGGCCCGAUCUUGCUGGACGACGUGGGCUGCUCAGGGAAUGAGUCCAACCUGUGGAGCUGCCCGCACAGGGGCUGGAACUCACACAACUGCAACCACGGAGAGGACGCUGGCGUCAUCUGCUCAGGAAGCAAUACUGGUUUGGACCUGAGGCUGGUGAAUGGCGGUGACCGGUGUCAGGGCCGCGUAGAGGUCUUCUACAAAGGUUCCUGGGGCACUGUGUGUGACGACAGUUGGGACACCAAUGACGCCAACGUGGUGUGCAGGCAGCUGGGCUGUGGCGGGGCCAGGUCGGCCCCAGGAAAUGCCCGGUUUGGACAGGGCUCAGGCCCGAUCGUGCUGGACGAUGUGGGCUGCUCAGGGCACGAGUCCUACCUGUGGAGCUGCCCACACAGGGGCUGGAACUCCCACAACUGCAACCACGGAGAGGACGCAGGCGUUAUCUGCUCAGCUACUCAGACCUCUUACAGAUGCGACCUUGAGCUCCCAGGAGCGUGGGAUCAGCGAUGCGAUACGGCCCUGGAGGUGCUCGUGGGCUCCUCAGCGGUUGCACAAGCACCUCCAGACAACGGCCCUGAGAGCUUCCGGGAACAGCGGGGCCUGUGCCUGGAGUGUGGUUGUCCCCUGCAUGACGGGGACUCGGACGCCAUCCUGUCAGAGCGGACGGCGCUGCGGUGUCUGGAACGAGUCCUGAAAGCAUCGGGCAUGAGUGGGUCCGAGGCCGCCUGUCGGCGUCGCUCCGGCCGCUGCUCGCUCAGCGGUUACCGGCCGCUCUCCGUUCCGCGGAGGAGGCGGCGUUUGAGCACGGGAAGGCGUUGUGGCCCUGACCACCGCUUCCGUGUCGUUCUAGAGCCACCUGCCAUGGACCCGUCUCCUUCGAGUCGUGGAGCCGACGAUCCUUGGCCCAGCCCGCCAGACGAUCCACCCAGGAUGAGGCUCGCCAACGGCACCGGGAGGUGCUCCGGGCGCGUGGAGGUGUUCUACCAGGGCGCCUGGGGGUCGGUGUGCGGGGACGGCUGGGGCCUGCGGGAGGCCCAGGUGGUGUGCAGGCAGCUGGGCUGCGGNNAGGCGGUGUCUGCCCCGCUGGGCGCCCACUUCGGGCCGGGCUUCGGGAAGAUUCUCCUGGACAACGUGCACUGCAGCGGUGAGGAGAGCCACCUGGCCCUGUGCGCCCACGACACCUGGUUCACGCACGGCUGUGGCCACGAGGACGACGCCGGGGCCGUCUGCUCGGGUCCUCUAGCAGCAGACGCCUUCCCGCCAGGGGAUGACUUCUCCGAGCCUUCACUGACCACAGCCCCGGAGGCCCGGACACCUCCACCUGCAGGAGGCUGGGCCCCCAUGAGGCUGGUGGGCAGCCGGGGGAGCUGCGCGGGCCGCGUGGAACUCUUCUACCAGGGCAUCUGGGGGACCGUGUGCGACGACCUCUGGGACCUGCCACAAGCCAACGUCGUCUGCAGGCAGCUGGGGUGUGGCCGGGCCGUUUCAGCGCCCGGCGAGGCCCACUUUGGGGAAGGUUCUGGCAAGAUCCUGCUGGACGACGUGCGCUGCAGGGGCGACGAGGGGCGCCUGGAGGAGUGUGCCCACCUCGGCUGGCUCUCCCACAACUGCGGGCACGGGGAAGACGCGGGCGUGGUCUGCUCAGAUGCUGCACACACGGCGGGCACGCCACCAGGUCGCCCGUCGGCUGCCAUGGCAGGGACGGCCACUGCAGAGAAACCUCGGUGCGGCGGCGUCAUCACUAACUCGUCAGGCGCCGUGAGGAACCCGCCACGGAGUGACAUGCACGACAACGUGACCUGCGUGUGGGAGAUCCGGGCCAACGCAUCCGACCACGUGCUGCUGGCCUUUCCCUACCUGAACCUGGACUGCACCAACGAAUACUUUGACAUCCUGGACGGCCCCCCGUCCUCAGCCACGUCCCUGGGGAGGACCUGCUCUGGCUUCUACCUCACCUACGAGUCCUCCUCCAGCUCCAUGACCCUCAAGUACUUCCGGAGCUCCAACAAGAUCGGGAAGGUCUUCAUUGCGUAUUAUUACUCCGAAGCCAAAGGGGACUGGCCGGAGCUGCGGCUGGCGGGCGGCUCCGGCCCAUGCUCGGGGCGCGUGGAGGUCCUCCAUCAGGGGGCCUGGGGCACCGUGUGUGACGACCUGUGGGACCUGAACGAGGCUGAGGUUGUGUGCCGGCAGUUGGGCUGCGGCAAGGCCGUCGCUGCCCUGGGGAAGGCCCACUUCGGCCCGGGCUCCGGGGAGAUCCUCCUGGACAACAUCCAGUGCUCGGGGGCGGAGCGCCACCUGGGCCAAUGCGUGCACUCGGGCUGGGCGGAGCACAACUGCAGCCACCAUGAGGAUGCCGGCGUCACCUGCUCUGAUGCAGAAGACCUGCCUCCUCCCACACCUCCAGGUGGUUCCACGGCGUCUCAGGAUCACAUAACAGGAGGAAGUCGCUCCUGCGGAGGGGUGCUGACCAGGCUCCCCGGCUCGUUUUCCAGCCCCCGGUACCCGGAGAACUACCCAACCGACACCCAGUGCGUCUGGGAGGUCCACGUGGAUAAAACAUCCCGCAUCAAACUCAUGAUUCCGAGCCUGAACCUGGAAGACAUCCCGGGGUGCCCCUUCGACUCGGUGGAGAUCUUCGACGGGCCCAGGAUCGCCUCGCUCUCCCUGGGCCGGUUCUGCGCCCCGGGAGCUCUGCUGGUCUUCUCCUCCUCCGACGUCAUGACCGUGGUCUUCCGGAGCGACUUUGUGGUCACCAACGCCGGCUUCUACGCUCUGUUCGACGUGAUUCCGCCGGAUGAGGGUGAGCCAGGAGGCAGCAGCUCCUGCGGGGGGGUCAUGUCAGGCCCCGUGGGCUCCUUCUCCAGCCCCUGGUACCCCGCCAACUACCCCACGGACGUGCGGUGCGUCUGGGAGGUCCGCGUGGCUGAGGGGCUCCUCGUGUUGCUGACCGUCCCGCGGCUGCGGUUGGAGGACGCCUUCGGGUGCCCCUACGACUUCAUCGAGGUGUUCGACGGCCGGCAGGGGGCCUCGCUGUCCAUGGGCAGGUUCUGUGCCGGGGCGGCCCUCACCUUCCUCUCCUCCUCCAACGUCCUGACCCUCGUGUUCAGGAGCGACGCGGCCGUCACCCACGCGGGGUUCUACGCCCUGUACCGCGCUGUGGAGCCAGACAAGAGCACCGUGCGGCCGGACCAGAGCGAGGAGAGCAAGGAGAGCGAGGAGAGCGAGGAGAGCGAGGAGAGCAAGGAGAGCGAGAGCGAGGAGAGCGAGGAGAGCGAGGAGAGCGACGAGAAUGAGAGCAAGGAGAGCGAGAGCGGUGUCGAUGGCAACCCCACAGCAGGACCCACAGGUACUGCCCUCCAUGCACUGCCACCCGCCCAGGCCCCUGACCUGCGUGAAUUCUGGCUGCUCCUUGAUCCUGAAAUCAGGGCCGAGCGACUUUAA
Molecule: messenger RNA, 5054 nt
Organism: Myotis brandtii (Brandt's bat)
Lineage: Eukaryota; Metazoa; Chordata; Mammalia; Chiroptera; Vespertilionidae
Gene: DMBT1
Product: deleted in malignant brain tumors 1
Exons: 30
Coding region: 27-5054 (1675 amino acids)
Cellular component (GO): membrane
Source: RefSeq, a predicted model, not a curated record